AUGGAGGAAAUCUUCUGGAAGCAUACAUUAGCGAUUGAGAAGGAUUCGCUGAAGAGAAAACGGGUAGUCCAUGCCCCAUCAGCAGGAGUCGAAGAUCAGAGUCUGAAACGUUAUUUUUCCAUGUCGUCGGCGGCUCGUCGACACACCAAGAGAGUCAGCAAGCAGGGCGAGCGUGCAAGGACGCAUGCUCUGCAUACCCAGCUCGAUGAGAUGGUUCCUCUUCGAAGGGCACCCGAGGGAGGAAAGCUACAGUCGAAGAGGACGGUGUCUCAGCUGCUGGAAGACACGGUUGCUCAUGUAAGGAACGAGAGGAUGCGAGGGUCGACUAGCGAGCGCAAGGAAGUCAAGGAGGAUGUCAUGGAGGAGGAGGAGGUGGUGGUGGAGGAGGAGGGCCAGCUGCUCUCUGGCGACAUGUUGUUGCAAGGGAUGCUUUCGUCGCGCUCGUGCAACUUCAUGGUGCUCAAUCUUGACACCUUGAAGAUCUUGUCGGCCAGUCGAUCAGCGUCGGACCUCUUCCAAGCUUUCACCCUCUGCCCCCUGCUUGGAAUGAACAUCCUCUUCAUGGUCCAUCACAGAGACGUGGCUGUGGUUCAAGAAUACCUCCAGUCGUUCCAGGGGGACAGGGAGAGGGGAGCGAUAGAGGCUUCUGUGCUGACGUUUCAAGGGAGUGCCGGGAUAGCCUAUGUCACUUUCAAGAUGCUCAUUACGAAGGCCGUGGACUCUGAACGACGCUUCCUCUUCCUCGAGCUCCACCGGGAGGAGACAGUGAGGGUUCACAAGCCUGACACCAUGCAGAUGAUGUCGAUUGACCUCCAGGACUGGACCAGCUUCGACUUCCAGAGGUUCGCUGGAGUCUUCCGGUUCGACGACUUUCUGUCCCAGGGCUCCCCGUGGGAUCUUGACGAGCAGACCAGCGAGCUGAUAGGCAGGAACACCAAGAACCCCAGCCUCUGGAGCCACAUGUCCUCGAGCUUCAUGCGCAACCAGCAGGUCGGCGCAUUGAUCCGCCGCAUCUCGUCCGAGGUCGGGCUGCAGAUCGCGCGGCUCGUCAAGAUGAUGCUGCAGUUUCAUUGUGCAGUAGAGGUAGACGAGCAUGGGACUCCCUUUUUCGUCACCUACGUCCGUAUGAAGCUUCCUUCCUACCUCGGCUCCUUCAAGCUCGACUGGUUCGAGUUGCUCCGGAUCGACUUGAAUGGGACCCCCAAGAAGGUGCCAGGGAGCGCAAACCUGCAAACAGCCACGUUCAUCCACCAGAAGGCGAGGAAGGGAACGCUUGCUUUCUCUCAGUUUCUGUUCUACGAGGAGGGAGGAGGGUUGAAGUGCUACCAGACCAAGCUGCUAGAGCUUGAUAGCGAAACCAUGCAGAUCUGCUACUCGGGUGAUUGUCCGGCCAAGUUCAGGAACGUGCUGGUCAAGGUGGAGGACCUGGACCCCCGCGUGUAUCCAUCGAUGCAGCCAGUGGCAGGAGGAGAAGGACGAUAA
Molecule: messenger RNA, 1482 nt
Organism: Guillardia theta CCMP2712
Lineage: Eukaryota; Cryptophyceae; Pyrenomonadales; Geminigeraceae
Exons: 2
Coding region: 1-1482 (493 amino acids)
Source: RefSeq, a predicted model, not a curated record